This is a messenger RNA of Letharia columbiana, 1551 nucleotides long. RefSeq lists its product as uncharacterized. The transcript is spliced from 2 exons. NCBI's taxonomy places the organism in Eukaryota, Fungi, Ascomycota, Lecanoromycetes, Lecanorales, Parmeliaceae. Bases 1 to 1551 code for a protein of 516 amino acids. The record is from RefSeq and is a predicted model, not a curated record.
AUGAAUAAUUAUGCAUGCAUUAAUUCUGAUAUCUGGGCGCAAAACUGUGCCAAGCAAAUCGAGCUCGAAUCUGGUGGGGCGGCACCCUCCUAUUCGACGCAUCAUGCUUCUACAGUGCAACAGCAGCAGGACGCAGCUUCAACAUUGAAAGACUUCAACAACAAUGAUGUCCUCGUAUUGCUCAAGCUUGCUCGAUCCACUCGCCAUAUCGAGCCCAUUCCGGAGCAGGGUCCAGGAGAGAGGCACCUUUCUCCCUCGCAGGUCCUUGCGCUAUCUACCUUGAAAGAUUGCCCGGAUGGUAGGAUCUUGGGUUGGCUAGAGCUAGCCCGUCUCCACCGUCAUGUUCCGACCUCUCCAAUCCUUGAGUCUGGGUCUGGUUCUGACACCCUGCUUCCAUCUUUCCGUGCGCAGCCGAAACAGUCCGUAGCCGGGCUCACGUUAGGGACGGAUGCGACUGCGACGGGUCCAUCACAAAUAAUCCCCAACCCUUGGGGACCGCAGUCUGCUACCGACCAUUUUUCCAGAAACGACUCCAGCAGGUCUUCCAGGUCGACUAGGUCGAGAAACACUGACAACCACUACUGGUGCACAGUAUGUGAAGAACUGAAGUCUUACAAAGACAGUGGAAGUUGGAAGAAACACGAGAAGGAACACGAGACAAUAUUCGUUUGCGGUCUGGAUGAUGCCGCAGGAAGUAGCAGGGCUGGCCAAAAUCACGCCUCGAGACGGUUUACGUGCAAGAGAAGGGACAUCAUGGUCAAUCAUUUGAACAAGUUGCAUGGAAUAAUGGAGGCACAUCGAGGCCGUGAGCUCGCAGAUCAAUGGCGACACACCGUGGGGAAGCGAGCAUGGUCUUGUGGUUUCUGCAUCACCAUAUUCUCAACCUUUCAGGAUCGUCUCAAGCACAUCGAUAUCAAGCAUUUCAGAGAGCGUCAAAGCAUCCACGAAUGGGACUUGAACAAGGUGAUCUUGGGCCUAUUGCAACAGCCGAAGAUGGAAAACGCCUGGAAGACGAGAACAGCGUUACUGACUCCUUGGGUGCACCCGGAAAACUUUGCUUGGAAUAAGGCUGUCGCAGAAUAUUUGCGAGCAGAACUGGAGAGGGGCCCCUCGGAUGACCAUCAUGCAAAUACCCUUGCGGACGCUGUCUAUUCCGCAAGCGAAUCCAAUGGAGGAUCUUGGUCUCAGAGCGGCACGACCCACGCCAUCCCCCAUUCGGAUGCAACGGAACAGUUGAGUCUCUUGUCAUCACCAAACCCCUAUCAGGCGACCUCAGCUCUAAUGUCCGAUUCUGGAUUGUACCAUCGCCCGAGUCCAGCGACCACGGAUUCUACUGCCCAUCUCAUCUCCAGCGAUCCUUCAUACGUUGGAGUUCCGACGAACACUUGCCCCCUCGGAAACACGCUAGAGCCGGCGAUGCCAUCCCUCAACCACUCUCAAAGUUGGACUUCUGCCUCAGAAACCGGAACCUUCUUCAACGGCUAUGAGCCGUCAGAAAGCUACGGUGGUCAAGGCGCGCCUUAUUUGACACCAAAUUGGUACGGUCAAUGA